Triticum aestivum (bread wheat) is the source of this 2019-nucleotide messenger RNA. RefSeq lists its product as uncharacterized. NCBI's taxonomy places the organism in Eukaryota, Viridiplantae, Streptophyta, Magnoliopsida, Poales, Poaceae. The record is from RefSeq and is a predicted model, not a curated record. The transcript has 7 exons. Gene Ontology annotation, biological process: transposition. Bases 994 to 1803 code for a protein of 269 amino acids.
CGUCCCCAUCUCAUCUCACUUGCAUCUCGCCGCCACUCCUCCCAAUCCCGACAUGGACGCCGCCUCCUGUCCGGCGGCACCGCCGCCACACCCCGCACCCAACACUUGACCUCACACACGCUGCCUCUCCCACUCCUCUAGCGCCGUCUCCAUCCUCGUCGCUAUACAUCCACUCCAGCGCGCCGCCCACAUCCACAAAUCGAUCAGCACCUCAGAUCUGCAUCAUCGACGUCCAGCCAGUCCGGCGCCAUCUCAUCCCCAUCGACCGGCGCCCCCUUGCUGUCCAGCGCCGACUCUAUCGCCAUCGACCGGCGCCUCCCUCGUAGUCGAGCGCCACCCCCUUGACGUCCAGCAGCCCACCUCGACGUCCAGCCACUCCAGUGCCUCCCCAUCGACUGACGCGCACUCGUCUUGCAGAUCCGCCUCCCUGCCUCGUCCUCCUGCUUCCCUCCAGUCCAGCGCCUCGAAAGCACCAAAAAGUGUGUUGUGAAGGCCAAGUUUGAGAAGUGGUGGUGUCGCAGAGCGCAAUCCUCUCCAUUGACAGCAUUAUUGAAUGGCGGAGCGUGGGUGGAUGUAUAGUGGUUGGACUCACAGUAAAUCAACUGAUGAGUGGCAUAAUAAGACAAAAGAAUUCAUAGAUUUUGCCUUCUCUAUGCCAAGUGUAGUCCAGAAUGGAAAGAUUAAGUGUCCAUGUGCUAAAUGUCGAAACUAUGAGAGCAAGAACAGGGAUGAUGUAGAGUUAGAUAUGUGUCAUUUUGGUUUCAAGCGGAAUUAUACUGUUUGGACUGCACAUGGUGAAGGGCAUGUUGAAAUUACAGACUAUGUAGAUGCUGCGGAGGCUGAUCGGAUGGACACUAUGUUGAAUGGUCUAGCUGCGCGUGCCCCCCAAAUUGAACAACAACCAAUAGCUUCAAAUUGUACUAUAAAGAUAUUGUGAAGGAGCCCAUCAAAGAUCAUGAAGCAUGUCAAAAAGAACUUAGCAAAAACCAAUACAUGCAAGCUCAGCUUUAUUGGUGCACUAAUCAUGAAGUGUGGGAAAGCAUAUGUGACUAUUGGUGCUCCUCUAAAUUCGAGGGGUUGCGGAAUCUUGGCCGAGAGUCACGCUUCAAGUCAGAGGAUAUUGCACAGAACCGGGGUGGUUCACGAUCAUUCGUUCAGACCCAAAGCAUGUUGGAAAAAGAGCAUGGUGCUGCAGCAGCAACAAACAUGAACACUUACAAGUGCAUGAAGGCAGGAGUUAAGAAUUGUAUGGAGAAUGGAGAAAGUGGCCCCAUCAACAACAUUAAGGUCACAGAGCGUCUUAACACCUACUACACAGCUUUGAAAGCGGCAGAUCCACUACAUUGGAAGGACCGUGAUCUUGAUCCAAAAAUCAUGUACUCCUCCAGUGGUGGCAUGCCCCAUGGUCGACUAGCAAUAGGUGAUGGUGCUAUAAAGAAAUCAGUGGUUGUUGCAAAAGCUAGAGAGAAUGACAUAAGGCCAUCAAACUCCAUAUCCUACAACUAUUUAUUGAAGGAAAAUGCUCAACUGAAAAGGCACUGCAAGAAUAAUUUUAUUCUGAGCAAACAUGUACAGGGGUUUUAUGGCAAGCUGGGAUGGGAAGUACCCGAAGAUCUUCUUGCCUAUCAAGAUGAGCUAAUGGAUGGCAGUGACCUGAUGAAUGAAACACCCCAAGCCCAAGAGGAUGGUGGUACUCCCUUGACAGAUUAUUCACAUUCUGAAAACCAUGCUAAUGCUACUCAAAUGGAUGAUCAUGGUUCUACUCCAUCACAUGACAAUCAUUUAGGAAUGCCACUGUUAUAAUUUGUGCUUGUAUCGGGAACUAGGGUGCACUUAGCCUUUUAUUUGUGAAUUGCUACUACUGAUGGAAAUCUAGGACUCUAGUAUAUGUCUUUUUGUCUUGGUAAUAACUAGUGUUAAGUUGAGCUUUUGGUGAUUAUGUGAAUCUGGUGAACAUGGAGGUUUCAAUGUAAUGGAUUUAUAUUGUGCAUGAAUGGGAUAUCAUCUUAAAUUGUGCCA